CGGGGGCGGACUGGGAGGAUGCAGGGGUAAGUCGGGAGGCACUGGGGUCCUGGGGUCGGCUGGAGACCCUGGGAGACCCCAACCGGGGCGCAGCCCGCCCUGGUCUGCUGUCCUGGACCGAGGGCUCGGCGACUCGGAGAUGGAAUGGAGAAGGAAGGAGGGGGGAUGCCGGCGCUCGCUGCCCGGUUUUCCCCUGCUCCGUCCCUGCGGACACUUUUAGGCUCCGGCAUCAGGCACCGAGGGGCCUGGACCAGCGCCUCCUCGGGAUCGCGGUAGAGGGUCGCUGCUCCCCAGGACUGACGUCUUCGCUCCUCUGGGGCCUAGCUGCCCGUUCCACCCGGUGCCAGGGCGCCGAGUAGGCACGACUCCUAGGGUUUGGCGAAGAGAAUUCUUCCUGGUCCCUCAUCCCAGGCCUGAGCGGCCAGACACCGCUCACCCUGGUGCUGAUGCCACCAGAAGCCUUGCUGGGCGGGAGGGGGUCCGGGAGGAGUCGGGAGUGGGGAGAAUUGGCCGGGAAAGAGACUGGGACACCAACUCCUCCUUGGAACUUUCACUUCCCGCUGCUGUCUUGGGCCGGGGGCCGAGAGGGCAGGCGCGGGUGGAGUGUCCGGAGGAGAGAGGACCAUUGUGGAGGGCAGGGGGCGGACUCCGGGAGGAAGCGGAGGCUGUGGGGAGCGGGUGUGCCUCGUUGGGCAUGAGGGGUGUUUAGGGAGGGGGGUGUUUGCACUGCUCACCCAGAAAUGGGCGUUGCCGGCAUCUCUGAUGUGAGGAAAGGGAGGGUGAGUGGGCACCGGGCCACAAGGCUUCGCCCAGUCCUGAGUGGGGGCGUUCCUGGGGCUGGGGGGGGGUCUUUGGAAGGGAAUGGGAACUGGGGGAGGGUCCCUGUGAGAACCUGGGAUUGGCCUGAGGGGGGACCGGGAGGGGCCACAGGCUGGACAAACUGAACUUCUUUCUGGGGACUUGUGGAUGAGUUGGUGGGAUGGAAGGGAAAAAUUGGAGAGAGGCACGCCCCACCUCACCCCCCGCCCCGUUUAGUAGUCUCCUUUAAGUCCCAGCAUGCAAUGCAGGAGUCCUUCAAGCAGAGAAGGGCCUGGCUAUGCUGGGAGCCAGGUGGCACUGAGGAGGAGCAGAUGAGGCCAGAGGAGGCCCUGAAUGGGCCUUUGGAGCCCCAGAUCCUUCAGGACAACCUCACCCUCAGCCUAGCAGAGGUGCUUCCGACCGGUCUGCCUGAGGCUUUGCGGAUCAAGUUGGAAUUGGAUGGUGAGAGUCAUAUCCUGGAGCUGCUACAGACUAGGGAACUUGUCUCAGGCCGCCCGACCCUGGUGUGGUACCAGCCUGAUGGCACCCGGGUGGUCAGUGAGGGACACACUCUGGAGAAUUGCUGCUACCAGGGAAGAGUGCAAGGCCACACCGAUUCCUGGGUCUCUGUCUGCACCUGCUCCGGGCUCAGGGGCUUGGUGAUUCUGUCCCCAGAGAGAAGCUACGCCCUGGAGCAGAGGCCCGGGGGUCUUCAGGGUCCUCCUGUGAUCUCCCGGAUCCAAGACCUCCUCCUGCCAGGCCACACUUGUGCCCUGAGCUGGCCUGCCCCUGUGCCCAUUCAGGCACCACCAGAGCACCCCACGGGACAGCAUCACAUUCGCAGGUGGAGGCGGGACGUGGUGACAGAGACCAAAGUUGUUGAGCUGGUGAUCGUGGCUGAUCACUCUGAGGUCCGGAGGUACCGGGACUUCCAGCACCUGCUGAACCGUACCUUGGAAGUGGCCCUCCUCUUGGACACAUUCUUCCGGCCUCUGAAUGUCCGGGUGGCCCUAGUGGGCCUGGAGGCCUGGACCCAGCACGACCUGAUAGAGAUAAGUCAGGACCCAGGUCUCACACUAGACAGCUUCCUCCACUGGCGCCAGACAGACUUGCUGCCUCGGUUGCCCCACGACAGUGCCCAGCUGGUGACCGCUACGUCAUUCUCUGGGCCCAUGGUGGGCAUGGCCAUUCAGAACUCCAUCUGUUCUCCUGACUUCUCAGGAGGCGUGAACAUGGACCACUCCACAAGCAUCCUGGGAGUCGCUUCCUCCAUAGCUCACGAGUUGGGCCACAGCCUGGGCCUGGGCCAUGACUCACCUGGGAACAGCUGCCCCUGUCCAGGUCCAGCCCCAGCCAAGAGCUGCAUCAUGGAGGCUUCCACAGACUUCCUGCCAGGCCUGAACUUCAGCAACUGCAGUCGACAGGCCCUGGAGAAAGCCCUCCUGGGCGGGAUGGGCAGCUGCCUCUUUGAACGGCUGUCCGGUCUGCCCUCUAUGGCCAGUGUCUGCGGAAAUAUGUUGGUGGAGCCCGGAGAGCAGUGUGACUGCGGCUUCCCUGAUGACUGCACUGAUCCCUGCUGCGAUUACUUCACCUGCCAGCUGAGGCCAGGGGCACAGUGCGCGUCUGACGGACUCUGUUGUCAAAAUUGCCAGCUGCGCCCAGCUGGCUGGCAGUGCCGCCCUCCCAGAGGUGACUGUGACUUGCCUGAGUUCUGCCCAGGAGACAGCUCCCAGUGCCCCCCUGACAUCAGCCUGGGGGACGGCGAGCCAUGCGCUGGUGGAGAGGCUGUGUGCGUGCACGGGCAUUGCGCCUCGUAUGCCCAGCAGUGCCAGGCUCUCUGGGGGCCUGGGGCCCAGCCUGCCCCGCCGCCUUGCGUCCUUACUGCCAAUACACGUGGGAACGCCUUCGGGAACUGUGGGCGAAGUCCUGGUGGCAGCUACGUGUCCUGUGCCGCUAAAGAUGCCAUGUGUGGGCAGCUUCAGUGCCAGGUGGGGAGGGCCCAGCCUCUGCUGGGCUCAGCCCGGGAUCUGCACUGGGAGGUACUGGAAGCCAAUGGGACCCAGCUCAAGUUGAACUGCAGCCGGGUACACCUGGACCUGGGCAACGACGUGGCUCAGCCCCUCCUGAGUUUGCCUGGUACAGCCUGUGGCCCUGGCCUGGUGUGCCUCGACCACCGAUGCCAGCCCGUGGAAAUCCUAGGAGCCCAGGAAUGUCGAAGCAAAUGCCAUGGGCAUGGGGUCUGCAACAGCAACAGACAGUGCCACUGUGAGGAGGGCUGGGCACCCCCGGACUGCAUCACCCACAUCAGAGCCACCAGCUCCCUGACCACAGGACUGCCCCUCAGCCUCCUGUUGUUGCUAGUCCUGGUACUGCUUGGUGCCAGCUACUGGCACCGUGCCCGCCUGCGCCAGCGACUCUGCCAGCUCAAGGGACCCAGCUGCCAAUACAGGGCAGCCCAGUCGGGUCCCCCGGAACGCCCAGGACCCCCACAGAGGGCCCCUCUGAUGCCAGGUGCCAAGAAGGGCUGGUUGAGGGCCCCUGCUCUGAGCCCUCUGGAUCUGAUGACAGGACUGUGUGCGGAGGCUAGUGCUCUUGGCUUCCCGGCCCCUCCCUCCAGGCCGCUGCCUCCUGACCCCGUACCCAAGAGACUCCAGGCUGCGCUGGCUGACCGACCCAAUCCCCCCACCCGCCCUCUGCCCGCUGACCCGGUGUUGAGGCGCCCGAAGCCUCAGGGGCCUACCAAGCCCCCACCCCCGAGAAAGCCACUGCCUGCUGACCCCCAGGGCUGGCGCCCUUCAGGUGACCUGCCCGGCCCUGAAGCUGGAAUCCCGCCCCCGGUGGUACCCUCCAGGCCUGCGCCGCCACCCCCAGCAAUGUCCUCCCUCUACCUCUGACCUCUUCUGAGGUUCUGCUGCCUCCAACCUGGACUUAGGACUUCAACAGGCGGACCCGACCGCCGGAGUCCCCCUCGACGACUGAAGUAGCUGGAGCCUGGACGCUACGGAGCAGGCAUCCUAAGACCAGGCACCUACUUGCACUGUCGAGCAGCACCCUGGGGACCCACCCAUGCAGUGGCAGCUGGUGGUUGGGGAGGGGCUGGGCGCUGGACGGGGCUGAGGGAGGUGCACGUAGCCUGUCUCUGCUCAGCCGCAAUAAACGUAAGGUCUUGGGAGCG
Molecule: messenger RNA, 3973 nt
Organism: Sus scrofa (pig)
Lineage: Eukaryota; Metazoa; Chordata; Mammalia; Artiodactyla; Suidae
Source: RefSeq, a predicted model, not a curated record